CCCCCCCCGUCCUCUCUGCUGUGAAUGAAGAGUGAGCUGAGUUGAGAGGGAGAGAACGAGGAGAUCGGUUCCAUUCAGCAGCACUGUCCGGUGGCAUUGGCACUCCUGAUAAACUGGAGCUUGGAGCCUCUACUGAUUCCUGUCCAUGCAACAGCUACAUGUGGGGUCUCUGAUUUGUUUGGGGGAAGACACUUAAGGACAGAGAGGCAUAAGGACAUUUUUCUUUCUCUUUGGGAAGCCACACCAGCUGCCAAGACGCCCCGUGCCGUGCUCCGAGUGAAAAAUGGGGCGGCCAAACUGCCCAAGCCCCACACAGAGCCUGGGGGCACCCCGGGCAUGUUCAUGGAGAGGUCCCAGAGCAGGAUUAGUCUCUCUGCCUCGUUUGAGGCUCUGGCCAUCUAUUUUCCCUGCAUGAACUCCUUUGAUGAAGAAGAUGGGGAAGAUGGGCGUAAGCUCAAAGGUGCCAUCCAACGCAGUACAGAGACUGGUCUGGCUGUUGAGAUGCCAAGUCGGACAGUGCGCCAAGCAAGCCAUGAAUCUAUAGAAGACAGUAUGAACAGCUAUGGGUCUGAAGGAAACUUAAACUACAGUGGGAUGUGCUUGGCAUCCGAUGGCCAGUUUGGAGACUUCCUUUCAGGCAUGGGUCCAGCUCAGUUUGUUGGCCGGCAAACGUUAGCAACUACAUCAAUGGGGGACGUCGAGAUCGGUUUAUUAGAAAGAAACGGACAAAUUGAAGUGGAAAUUAUCCAGGCACGAGGUUUAACGGCAAAGGCAGGAUCUAAAACUCCGCCAGCUGCUUAUAUAAAAGUCUACUUGUUAGAGAACGGAAUAUGCAUUGCAAAGAAGAAGACAAAAGUUGCCCGUAAAUCAGUAGACCCGCUAUAUAAUCAGGUGCUUGUAUUUUCGGGGGGCCCACAAGGAAAAGUAUUGCAGGUAAUGGUAUGGGGCAAUUAUGGACGAAUGGAGCGAAAGCAUUUCAUGGGAGUGUCAAGAAUACUUUUAGAAGAACUGGAUUUGUCCAGCAUGGUUAUUGGUUGGUACAAGCUGUUCCCGACCUCCUCAAUGGUCGACCCAUCGACAGGCCCACUCCUCCGCCAAUCUUCACAGCUUUCCUUGGAAAGCACAGUCGGACCAUGCUGCGAGAGAUCCUAAUAGUCAACGAGAUGACUCCAGUAUUUUUUUUAAAAAAGCCACCACCAAGGUUUUGUUUGGAUCUCUGACCUCGAACAUAUUGCAUGUUUGACCAGCUUUUCUGGAAAUUGAAAGUAACCAAACAACCUUUUGAGAAAGAGAGAGAGAGUGGGGGAAAAAAGGGGUUUCAUUUCUGCCUAGAAAAGUAACCGUAGGUAAAUACGCUAAAUCAUAUAAAUACCUCUAUUCUCAACGUUUGAUGUCUUCUAUUAACCUAACUCUGAGAUGGAGAAUACGACCGCCGUCGCGGUAUCUUUUAUUGUAGAGAAGGGUAUUUUCAUAGCUUUCUAUUAAGAACUUUUUAAAAACAUUCCUAAUGCCUAAAGAUGGAUUUAACUGGAAAAAAAAAUGUUAUAACCCAGUGGUGACGCUUUUGUUGCACACGCUCUUUAUUUAUUGUACAGUGAAUAUAUAUCGUACUGAUUUUAAAACUGUGCCAAACUUGCCAGGAAGUGUCUUUACUACUUGGUUAAUGCAGUGGAGAAAUCAUUUUGGGGGAAUGAAACACGCACCGUCAUUGAAAUAGAAUAGUCAAUAGAGUAGACUAGGUUCUGUACAUUGAUCAGGGAAGCGCUAAUACAGCGCUAUUGACCAAUAUAAUUUAAGCCAUUGUAUACCAGCAGAAUCUUUUAUGAAAUACUCCAGAGCAUGUUCUGAGCAUUAGGAGAAACCUAUACAGUAGCACUAGUGGGUUUUCUUUAACGGUAGAACUCCAAGUAUCCAUAGCAGUGAAUGGGUUCGAUAAGAAACACCUCUUCCCACUCCAGAGAGAUAUAUGUGCCGAUUCUAGAAUAGAUCCGUGUAGUACACGAACCCAUUGGAUGUGUUACAAGUUUAAAUAUUUAUAUAGUCAGAAAAAAAAAACUUGAAGAUUAGUAAAAAAAAUUUAAUUAUCUGAAAAUCUUGAAUAUAUAUUUAAAGAGGAUGUAUUAGAGCACCUGCUAUUCGUGCACAUGAAUAACAUAAUCAGAUUUUUUUUUUUUUUUGGUCCUCUCAUCACGGAUAUUGUCGAUAAGAAGAGGGCGUUUUUUUUCUUCCAUAAGGCAAAUGUAGAGAAGAAAAUUGAGUUGGAUAUUUUUGCUGCUACUUAGAAAUACAACCCCAAUACCAAAAUGAUAGUUUUGUGUAUAGAGGAAUACGAGGAAUAGAACACGUGAUUGUAUAUUUCCGAGCGUUUAUCAUUCUCUGUAUGUGCUCAGUUUAAUGUCUCGGGUGAAUGUUUACGCAGUCAUAUAUAAGGUCUGUAGAUGCCCUUGCACAAACACUAAAAUACUCUCUGGCAUCGUUUUAUUGUGCAAAAAAAACUGUGAUUCGACAUGUUUCUAAUGGUUUGUAAAACAUGAAUCCUACCUGUGUCUAAUUACUGGACUAUGUGAUUUUGCUAGUGUGCUAAACUCUUGGUACUCAUAACUUUAACAAUAUGUUUGAUGUUAUAAUGUGUUAAUAUUUGUCAUAGAAUUACCAUUGGGAUCACUUUCUGGUCCUUGAGUUCUUCUGUUAACAAGGUUGCCAUGAGCAGAAGGCUCUAUUAGGUUGUUGUCUUUAUCAGCCAGCUUGUGGUUGAGAUGUUCUCCUGAAGAUACAAAUCCCAACAUCUUUGGUUUUGAGAAUGAUGGAGGCUGUUCUUCAGUAGCCUCUGCUGAGCUACAAUCAGUCUAUCCUUAUGGUGAUGAACAUUCUGGUGGCUUAACUAGCUAAUUGUAUCAACACUUUUACAUCUGAUUAUGUUCUCUAUUACCAUUGCUUCCUGAAAUCUACAUUUCUAGAAUCCAGAGUAGACAGAUCAUACAUUUACAAUAGAGUAGCCUUUGUGGAACAAUAAGCUCCCUCACCUUCAAUAGCAGGCUAUUACUGGUAGAGCAGAGAUAGUUACACUUCACUUGAACGUUCUGGUGGCUUCAUCUAGCUCAUUGUAUCAAUACUCUAUUACCAUUACUUCCAGAUAUGUUGAUUCUUGGAAAUCUAGAAUCUAGUUGGAGUAUAGAUUUAAAAUACAGUAGCCUUCAUGGAACUACAAGUUCCCUAGCCUAAUAGCAGAAUAUUAUUACUUGUAGAGCAGAAUGGUUAAACUGCUCUUGAACAUUCUGGUGUAUCAACACUUUUACAUCUGAUUAUGUUCUCAUUUACCAUUGCUUCCAGGCGUCUAGAUUUCUACAAAUCUAGACAGAGCAUAGAUUUACGAUAGAGUAGCCUCCGUAGAACUACAAGCACCUUGUCCUUCAAAAGCAGACUAUUAUUGGUAGAGCCAAGAUGGUUAUACGUUUGGAGGCUUCAUCUUCUGAUUGUUUUAAUACUUUUACAUCUGUUUAUUUUCUCUAUCAGGAUUGCUUCCAGAAAUCUAAAUUUUUCUAGAAAUCUAGACACACCAUAAAUUAAAAAUAGAGAAGCCUUUGUGGAACUUCAAGCUCCUUAUCCUUCAGUAGCAGACUUUUACUGUUGGAGCCCAGAUGGUUAAACUUCUCUUGAACCUUUUUGAUGGCUUCAUCUGGCUAAUUGUAUCAACACUAUUACAUCUGAUUUCUUUCUCUAUUACAAUUGCUUCCAGAAAUCUUUGCUAUUCCGCCAUAGAUUUAAAAUAAAUUAUUGCUGUUCGGAGGGACAUUAGGCCAAUAACACAAAUGACAGCAGGAAAAUUGCAUACGCAGUUCAGCUGACUAGGUUAGAAGGGUAUUGAUUGCUUGUGCUACUCACAAGAGGAAGAAUAUUGAAAUACAUAAAGUAUGUGUCCAUGUAUUUGCCUACUACACAUGCAUGAAACUAGAACAUAGUCUUAAAGCUAAUAGAAAUUAUAUUUUAAUUAAGAAUAAGAUGACCCUAAAAGCAAAUAUAUAUCAUUUAUAGGUUGGCUUUUUUCGAUUUUACAGAGCUAUUGAAAUAUUAGGUAUUAACUUAUUGUCUGCACAGAACAUAACUUCUCUGUAUAUUUGCAUUUAUUUAUGGGAGCUGACAUCUUUCUGAACAUUAUUCUCUAGAUAAAAUUGCCCCUUCUGUGGUUGGCUUUGAAGAAUAUCUCUGUCAACAUAUGUCAAGAGAAUGUCAGAUCACACUUGCAUGUAUAUGUAAAUAUGCACAUUUUGAGCAAAUAAUAAUAUAUUACUUGACAUUAUGCUAAUACUAGGGUGCCAAGGGAGGGUUCUGAUUGUGAAGGUCUAUCUAACAGUAGAAUAUUCCCAUGUAUGAAAUACAUAUUUCAGAAUUAUCUUUGUUCUAUAACGCCUUUACAUGACUGACAAGAUGAUAAUACACACAAAACCAUGUAUAGCAUAGUCUUAGAACAUGUAUUCAUCAUCCCUGGUGCUUAAAUUUAGCUAUUAUUCCAUGUUCUUAUAUAAUCAGAUGCCUCUGAGAGUUACUAUAGGGUCUCUCUUAUAGGGAAACCUUGUCCCAGUCUAAUUCUUGGAGCCAAGAUUUAGGUGAUUAAUAUGGCAGCCUAGUGUAGGCAUCUGAAGAGCUUUCCACAUCAGAAUUAUAGUGUCAAUAAGCUCAGAAGGAAGAUGCCUACAAGAUGUGAUUUGUAGAGCAUACUUUUCUAAAAAAAAAAGUAGGCUGAAUGUUUUAUGUGCCAAAUAUGGCGUGGAAUGAGCUUUAUCGAGGGUAGUAGUUACCCACUAUGACAUCAUUUCAGAAGAUGGGUCAAUGGAGAAGCUUAAAUGCAGAUUGUUUAUAGAAAUUAUGCUGACUGCAUAUUACAAAGUACAAAAGGGCCACACACACACAUGAACAAUGUCACUCGCUGCUCUUUGUAAAGAUGUUGAAUUAUUGUUGCACUUUGUUAUAUGUUGUACAUUAUGUUAUUCUAUGUGGGUUUUAAAUAAUACCUGUCCGUACCUGUAGUGCAUUCAGAAAUCACCGGGUUGGUUCCGUUUCCUAAGCUUUUUCCACUACAAUUUCUGAAAAAGAAAGUAUUUAUAAAAAUGUCUGUCUUUGCUGCUAAUUGUCUUAUUUAAUGUUAACGUUUAGUAUUUUAGGAGAGGCUCUGACCAUAAUGGACAAUUAGGUCUCUGUUUGGUGAGGUAUCUCAAGGUACUUAUGAAACUAGCCUUCUGCAACCAACCAGGGUCUCCUGCUGCCAGUGGGUAUGUGUAAGCCAACCAUAUCUGAAUUGUAGGCCAUCAAGACUACAUAUCAUAGAGUUACAUGAGCUACAGGAUUAGCUGUGAUCUCUAUAAAGAGUGGGAUGUCCAUGACAAAAGGGCAUUUAUGGAAACCAUAGAUUGGCCAUAGUGGAGUUUUCACAUUUAGACCUUUGCCACAUGUAUUGAUUUUUGAGCAUUUCUCCUUUACAUGUAUCCCUGAAGAGUCCAACAUCAAAAUGCACCAGAUUGCUCCCAAAGGCCACUCCGUUGAUGGCAACGGGAAGCUUGUGAAAAUGGGGAUCACUGCUACUUAUGGAAGAGGCUGCUUUGACCAUUUGAUACCAUUUAUGACCAGUCCUUUAGCCUGUGCAUGAACCAUUAGAUGUAAUUCAGAUACACCUACGUUGAUAGAUAUAUAUAUAGGUAUGGAACCUCUUAUCAGAGACUUGGGUCUUUCAAUAGUUUACAAGAAAAAAAAGAAAUAUAGCCGGCUCUAAUUCCUCAUAAAACUCAUUAAACAUAUUAAAAGCACAGAACCAUAAAUUUCUGUACUCUGAAAAUAGCCAGAAAAGUCAAUGCGGAACAACAGGUCACCCCAUGUCCGACACCUUUGGUUUUUUCAAUUCAAACUGCCAAUUUUUACAAUGAAGUCAGCCGAUAACGCACACACCAAAUCCUGUAGUUGGUCCUGGUGCUCUGCCCCAAACCUGAAGCUUUAGGCGAAAACACAAUCAAUGAAUGGAUUUAUUCCAUGCUACUAAAAGUUACACGUCCUAACA
Molecule: messenger RNA, 6046 nt
Organism: Xenopus laevis (African clawed frog)
Lineage: Eukaryota; Metazoa; Chordata; Amphibia; Anura; Pipidae
Gene: rims4.S
Product: regulating synaptic membrane exocytosis protein 4
Exons: 6
Coding region: 337-1152 (271 amino acids)
Source: RefSeq, a predicted model, not a curated record